AUGGGACACCCUGGACUAGUUGAGCAGUGAGGUUGAUGGCAUCCUCCUGCUCAUGUUACAUUACAUUCCACCAGGUGCCCCAUAUACUGGGGACCUGGGAUGCACAGCACAUGCUCCGAGUUAACCCAACGUUCUCCACUCUCAGAAUAGUUCUAAGUCUUGAUUGUUUGUCUGUCGGCUGCUGUUUGUUUGUCAACCUAUAUCUCAUCAUCAUACAAAGUGAGUGACUGUCUGUGACCAGCUACCCUUGUUUCUGCAUGACCUCGGCCUGAAUGUCUGUGGAUGUCAAAUAAAAUAAAAUCAAAAUUUUAUUUGCCACAUGCGCCGAAUACAACACCGUCAAAUGCUUACUUACAGCCCUUUACCAACAAUGCAUUUAUUCCUUAAUAAAAAAGUAAAAUAAAACAACAACAAAAAAGUGUUGAGAAGAAAAGAGCAGAAGUAAAAUAAAAUAACAGUAGGGAGGCUAUAUAUACAGGGGGGUACCGGUGCAGAGUCAAUGUGCGGGGGCACCGGCUAGUUGAAGUAGUUGAGGUAAUAUGUACAUGUGGGUAGAGUUAAAGUGACUAUGCAUAAAUAAUUAACAGAGUAGCAGCAGCGUAAAAAGGAUGGGGUGGGGGGGCAAAUAGUCCGGGGAGCCAUGAUUAGCUGUUCAGGAGUCUUAUGGCUUGGGGGUAGAAUGUGUAGAAUGUAGGAUAUGUGUGUGUCCCUGUGUAUCCUGGUGUAUGCAUCCUGUUGUCGGUGCUGCCUUGCCUGUCUGUGUCUGACAGCCCGUAUCCUGUCUCCGUGCAGCAUAAGCUGAAGUCUUCGCAGAGGGACAAGGUCCGGCGGUUCAAAGCGUUCACGCAGGCGGGGGAGAAGACUGCCUCUUACUGCCUUACCCAGAAUGUCUGGAAACUAGAGGGGGCCACAGACAACUACUUCCAGAACCCAGACCUCUACUACAAGGAAUCCAUGAAAACUCCUGUGGAGAAGAAGCUGGAACAGCUCUACAACUGCUACAAAGGCAAGUGGGGAAAGUUCUGGAAGAAUGGAGCACGUGGAGAUUGUGUGUGUCAAAGAUUGUUUCUGUUAUGGGUCAGUAAGUGUGUGUGUAUUAUGUAUUUGUGGUGUUAUGCAUUGUAUUGCUUAUCUUGUUCACCAGAAGAGGAAAUGUGUGUUUGUGAGUCUCUCAGAUCCCUAAGAUAGUGAUUGCUGGACUGUGUGUGUGUGUUCAUUAAGCGUUUAUGUCACAUGUUAUUCCACAGAUCCCCAGGAUGAGAAUAAGAUUGGCAUCGACGGCAUCCAGCAGUUCUGCAAUGACCUCACCCUGGACCCGGCCAGCAUCAGAGUCCUGGUGUUGGCGUGGAAGUUCCGGGCUGCCACCCAGUGCGAGUUCAGCAAGAAGGAGUUCCUGGACGGCAUGUCCGAACUGGGGUGAGCGAGUGGUGAUGUCAUCACUCUGCGACACGGCUCCGUUUGGGGGCAUGACAGUGUGGUAUUGGUUAUUGCCGGAGCAUGUUAUUGUGGUGUUCGUUGUUAGUGUGUGUUCCCAUGGUGGGGAGAGGUGCUAUAUUUAGACUCCAUCAACUUUGGCAUUAAUACUGUGUGUCUUCAUGUUUGGUGUGAAGCCAAGUCAGCAUAGGUUAGCUCUGGGUCCUACGGGAACUUGUUUUUAAAUCGAAAAUCGAAAAUGAGUGUUCUUAUUGGACAACGUUCGCUACAAAAGGUUAUCCUGUUUGUGCCCACCGAACAUGGCCCUGGGAACCCAAAGGAUUUGUAGCAGAUCAUAGCACAAGAACAGUUUAGGAACCUCUGGAUUAGAUGAGAUGUGUGUGUGUUGUGCUUUUGAUUGAGCUAUCCACUGACUUGCCCACUCUGUUUCUCUUCUCUCCAGGUGCGACAGCCCAGAGAAGCUGAAGGCUCUUCUUCCCAGAUUAGAACAAGAGCUGAAAGACAGCGGAAAGUUCAGGACUUCUACCAGUUCACCUUCAACUUCGCCAAGAACCCUGGACAGAAGGGUUUAG
Molecule: messenger RNA, 2006 nt
Organism: Coregonus sp. 'balchen'
Lineage: Eukaryota; Metazoa; Chordata; Actinopteri; Salmoniformes; Salmonidae
Source: the annotation of a GenBank genome assembly